UAGCAGAUCAGAUCAUAGCAGAUCAGGAUGCGUUUCAUCGGUUGUGCUUUUUUGGCUUUCGCUUGCCUGGCGGCUUUUCCAAGUGUCACGCCUGUUCUUUUGGCUCCAAUUCGUCCUUAUAAUGGAACUGUUACUCCUCCAAGCAACUUUGCCUUGGAACUAAGGGCAGUGAUACGUUCGGUACCCAAGGAUAAGAUAGAGAAGCUAAUUCAGACCUAUCUACUGAAUGACAUCGAAUUCCAAGGUCUCAUCAGGGCAGUGAACUCUUUGCCUGCCUAUCGACUGUAUCGACAGUUUAUCAACCAACCCGAAGUGCGACAAUUGCAGCAGUGGAUCACCCAACAACUCAUCUUAUCCGGUGGUUCCCCCAAGAUUUUCGAAUACCUGGAACUGGAGAUCAAGAUCUUCAAUAAGUAUCCCUACUGGUCACAGAUUGUGAAUGGAAUCCGAGGUUUCCAAACGGAGUUUGUGCAGAUCUACCCAGUGCAACUGAUUCGAACUCUUUUGGAACCCAGUGCCAGCCAAACAAGUCCUCUUAUAUCCGAACUUUGGCGUCGUCUGGUGGCCUUGCGUCCAGUUUAUGAAAGGGUUUUGGCCACUCCCCCCGGCAAGGUCAUCGCAGCUGAACUUCAACGACUGGGCGUGGAUGUGGGUGGCUUGGAUGCCCUUAUUCGUUACCAAUUCGGCUGGAGCAACGUCACUGUGGGCAACUCAUUUCCCAACUACGAUUACGCGGAUUACUUAUACUAGAAAUCUGAUAUGGAACUGGAUACGGAAAA
Drosophila takahashii is the source of this 779-nucleotide messenger RNA. RefSeq names its product materazzi (gene mat). The record is from RefSeq and is a predicted model, not a curated record. NCBI's taxonomy places the organism in Eukaryota, Metazoa, Arthropoda, Insecta, Diptera, Drosophilidae.